Molecule: messenger RNA, 1761 nt
Organism: Ornithorhynchus anatinus (platypus)
Lineage: Eukaryota; Metazoa; Chordata; Mammalia; Monotremata; Ornithorhynchidae
Gene: CBX4
Product: chromobox 4
Biological process (GO): negative regulation of DNA-templated transcription
Source: RefSeq, a predicted model, not a curated record
UUUGCAUGAGUUGCCAGUGCGGGCUGGGCUGGCCGCUCACUGUCUGUGCGACCGACAGCCCGGGAGGAGGGGACAGAGCCCGACCGAGCCCAGCAGAGCGCACCGCGCAGAGCGCACCGCGCAGCGCGCAGCCCCGGCCCCCUCCCCCGAGCAGCCCCCCACCCCCCUCCCGCCCGCUGUCUGCACCCCGAUAUGGAGCUGCCGGCCGUGGGAGAGCACGUCUUCGCCGUGGAGAGCAUAGAAAAGAAGCGGAUCCGAAAGGGCCGAGUGGAAUAUUUGGUGAAAUGGAGGGGCUGGUCACCCAAAUAUAACACGUGGGAGCCGGAGGAGAAUAUACUGGACCCCAGGUUGUUGAUCGCUUUCCAGAACAGGGAACGACAGGAGCAGUUGAUGGGAUACCGCAAGAGGGGCCCGAAGCCCAAGCCGCUUGUGGUCCAGGUGCCCACCUUCGCCCGCCGCUCCAACGUCCUGUCGGGCCUCCAGGACUCGUCGGCCGACAACCGGUCCAAGCUGGAGCUGGGGUCCUCGGGGAAGGGCCAGGCCCACCAGUACGAGCUGAACAGCAAGAAGCACCACCAGUACCAGCCCCACGGCAAGGAGCAGGCGUCCAAGCCCCCUCCCCCCGGCAAGGGCGGCAAGUACUACUACCAGCUGAACAGCAAGAAGCAUCACCACUACCAGCCGGACCCCAAGAUGUAUGACCUCCAGUACCAGGCCGGCCACAAGGAAGCGCCCAGCCCGGCCUGCCCGGACCUCGGGGUCAAGGGGCACGGGCCGGAGAAAUGGGCCCACACCGCCGGGCCCAAGGCCUACCUGGGGGCCGUCAAGGGCCCCGACAAGACCCCCCCCAACGGCGUGGCCCCCUCCUCCAAGGAGGCCGCCGGCAACGGCCUCGGCGGCAAGAUGAAGAUCGUCAAGAACAAGAACAAGAACGGCCGCAUCGUCAUCGUCAUGAGCAAGUACAUGGACAACGGCAUGCAGGCCGUCAAGAUCAAAUCCGGGGAGGGGACCCCCGAGGCCGACGGGCGGCCGCCCCCGGGGCACCCCAAGAAGAGGGCCGGGGACGAGCGACCCCCGCCCGGGGAGCGGACUUCGAGAAAGGGGGCGGCGGGCGAUGACAAGGCCCAACCGCCGCCUCCGGGCGGGAGGGACGACGCGCCCCCCGCCUCCUGCAGAGGCUCCCCUCCCCGGGACCCCUGUCCGGAGCAGCCCCUGCAGGACCACCAAGCCCGACCUGCCCCCUCUGCCCCCCAGGCCGGGCCCGCCCCGGCCCCGGCCCCGGCCCGCAAGCGCUGCCUGUCGGAGAGCCGGGGCGAGCGGCAGCCCUGCAAAAAGCGCCUGACCCUGCGCAGCGUCAGCACCCCGACCUGCCUGGGGGGCCCGGCGUCCGAGCGACCCCCGGACCCGCCCCCCGAGGUCAUCCUCCUGGACUCCGACCUGGACGAGCCCAUUGACUUGCGCUGCGUCAAGCCCCGAGGCCGCCCGGAGGAGGAGGAGGCGGAGGAGGAGGCGGCGGCGGCGCCCCCGCCGCUCCCGCCCCCCCCCGCCCCGCCGGCCUCCGCGCAGGCGCAGUCGGCGCCCGAGCCGGCCCCGCCCCCCGAGCCGCCCGCCGCCUUCAAGCCCUUCUUCGGGAACAUCAUCAUCACUGACGUCACAGCGAACUGCCUCACCGUCACUUUCAAGGAAUACGUCACGGCGUAGCGCCACGCCCGGGGGGGAGCGGGGAAAGAGAUCGCCGCCAGGGGGCGCGCCGGAGGCCGC